GUUUCGCUCUUUCACACAUGUGAGGCUGCUUUCUUCGUUGAUCAGCCAGAUUCACAGCUGAUGCAGAACUCUUUGUUCCUUCUUCUCGGUCGGAGGAUGUGAUUUGGCCCCUGGUGUUGUUAUCAUCGCCAACCCAACGGCAGGGCCACGAGACAAUCUCAUAUGUCUCUCCGCCUUAUUUUCCUUGUUACUCUCAUCACCGGCAACGGCACGAGUGACUUUGUCUAUGCAUCGUGAAUCUUGCUGUCCUCAUCGUUGGCAGCAAGGUGAACCUUGCAUGUGACUCUAUCUCUGGGUGGUCAUUGUCGCUUUACCAUCAUCGCCGCCGCGCUGUUUUCGGCACCUCACAUGUCCUUUUGUCUCACUUGUUGUCCAUCAUUGCCUGCUGGCAACGAGACAGUCUCACAUGCGAUAUUGUCGUCCUGGACGAGCAUGCGCACUGAAAUCAAGGCUAUAUAAACCUCUUUUCCCCUUCGUUCUUUCAACCAACCUCUCAUCUCUCACUCACUCACCUCUCUCUCCCUCUAUCCCUCUCGCUGUGCCUGUGGAACAAGAAUUCUUGUUCUCAGGGCUCCUCUUAGCCCUCAGCCUUUUAAAGCGCCAGAUCGCGUCGACAGUCGACAUAGUCGAUAUCACAGACUCAUCCCUCUCAAUUCUCGUCUGCAACAGCAAGAAUCCCCGGGUUCCCGCGUCGUUGGUUGAUCACCAAGCUUUCACAUCUCUGACAAGACAUGUCUGGACCCAGCCGACGUCGCGGCGGCGGCCGUCCGCCCCUGGCGGAUGAGAUGCCUCCAGAAUCACCAUCUCGCCGUGGAGAUCGACUUCAUCGUCCUUCUGCUUUCGAUGGCCCUGCAUCCAGAGGACCGACCUCGGCUUCCGGGGCUUCUCGUUCUCGUGGUGGUUCCAAUCCUCCGUCGAUGGGCACAGGCCGUGGCUCUGGUCGGGGUUCCCCAGCACCGUCUCAAGUCACAUCGAGCACACAACCUCAAGCAAUGGCAGCGAUGCCGCAACAGCCCCAGAACCAGCAGCGUGGUGAUCCGGCUCGGGAUCCACCUCCCCGUCUCACUGACUCUCUGCGAAAUGUGGAUCUUCCUGCGUCCUUCUACAACAUCGACGAGUUGUAUACCCUUCCAACCCAAUUCAUGCAGCGCCCAUCCUACAAUACAACCGGCCAAGCCGUCAAAGUCAAUCUGAAUGCAUAUGCUGUACAGCAGUUUCCAAACAUCAAAAUCCAUCAAUACGAUGUGAUCAUCGGAUCUGGCAACGAAAAGCGUCCAGUUCAACGCAAGGUCUGGAACUCCAAAGUUCGGAAAGAAGCAACGGGCCCCCCGAUGCUCUACGAUGGUCACCGCCUGGCAUGGUCCUCUAAGGAUCACAAUGAGCUUCGUCUAUUGGUCGAUCUCGAUGUCGAAGAAGGUCGCCCAUCUCGAGAUGGCAGGAAUUCCUUCCGUCUUCACAUCAAGAAGACACGUGAACUGGAUGUGUCCAUUAUCCAGUCUUACCUCGACGGACGAGUUCAAAUGAGUGUUCAUGUCCUUGAGGCACUCAACUUUAUGGACCAUCUUCUCCGAGAGGGUCCAUCCCACAAUGACAAACUUCUAGCCGUCAAGCGCUCAUUCUUCAAGCGCGACUCACAACGUUUGGAUCUUACUGGAGCCGUUGAAGCCUGGCGGGGCGUGUACCAAUCAAUGCGUCUUGCCGAGGGAAAGAAGAUGGUGCUUAACCUCGACGUCGCAAAUGCGUGCUUUUACAGACCCAUCGAACUUACGACGGCAAUCCGCACGAAGAACGGUCUGCGCGACCAAUCACACAUUGAGCACCUUUGCACUCCCAAGCGAAAGGGUGGAUCUCUUGAGCCAAGUUAUGAACAUUCAGUUUUUCAACAACAAUUCAAGGGUGUUGUUGUCAAGGCAGUCUACCCUGGCAAUCCACUCCCGGAAAAGGAGUGGAAAAUUCAUGCAUUUAGCAUCAAUAAUGCCCUUGAGGAGAAACUCGACUGGAAGGAUCCCCAAACUCGUCAACCAACUGGAGAGCGAGUCACUGUCGCUGUGUACUUCAAGCGAAAGUACAAUGCCGCCUUGAAGUACCCACGACUCCCGCUUGUGGAGAUGACGAAGAAAAACGUCAAAUAUCCUAUGGAGCUACUCCAUUUGAUUCCUGGUAAUAGGUACAAUCCCAAACUCGAUGAAGUUCAAACUGCGAACAUGAUCAAAUUUGCUGUCUCUCCACCCUCUGCGCGCCUGCAAGCUAUCAAAGAGGGUCAAGGGUGGCUGAACUGGGCUCAGGAUCCCUAUCUCGCGCACUAUGGGCUGAAGAUCAAUCCUUCUCCCAUUGCGAGCAAUGCUCGCAUUCUUCCAGCCCCCACCAUCCGCUUCGGCGAUAACAAGAUCGAGCGCCCAGGGACUCGUGGCCGCUGGGACCUCAAACAGAAGACCUUCCUCCUCCCCAACACCAAGGAGCUGUACAGUUGGGGUAUAGGGGUUUUCCCUGGUCGCGCCCGGCCUGAUCAGGCAACAAUUGAGAAAUUUGCUCUCGAAUUUGCUCGUGCCUACCGCGGUCAUGGCGGAGUCGUGGCGAAACACCCCCCACACAUCAUGCUAGUGAAUUCUGAUGCUGCACAAGCGGUCCAAGAAUUGCAUACCGCAACUGGAAAUCGCUUCCAAUCUACGCCUCAGCUUCUCAUCUUCCUGGUGCAAGACAAGAACGCUUUUCACUAUCUACGAAUCAAGAAGUCUUGUGACUGUCGCUUUGGCAUUGUGUCACAAGUCAUGCAGCUGGCCCAAGUCGUCAAAGGCAACCCGCAGUACUAUUCAAAUGUCUUGAUGAAAGUCAAUGCUAAGCUGGGUGGGACCACUUCCCAAGCAGUGCCGCAUCCAAGCAGCGGUUUCAAGUCCCUUCCUGCAUAUACCAUGGUCAUUGGCGCCGAUGUGUCCCAUGCGUCACCUGCCAGUCCCCAGGCAUCGAUGGCCGCUAUCACGGUGUCUUGGGACCAAUUUGGAGGUCGAUAUGCAGCAGCAUGUCAGAGCAAUGGCCGUCGUGUCGAAAUGAUCUCUAACGAGAAUUGGCAGAGUUGUUUUGCGCCUUUGGUCCUUAAAUGGAAGGAGGUGGUCGGUCGUGGUCGCCUCCCAGAACAAGUCUACUAUAUGCGUGACGGUGUCUCUGAGGGCCAGUACCUUCAUGUCAUGAACGAAGAAGUCCCUGCCAUCAAGCGGGUUUUGGGUAAUCUUGGCGGCGGCGGCGGAACGUGGAACGGGAAGCUGACUGUCAUCAUUGCUUCCAAACGACACCACAUCCGAUCUUUCCCACAGUCCGGAGGCGAUCAGAAGGGGAACCCACUUCCUGGAACUUUGAUCGAGCGGGAUGUCACUAUGCCAAAUGAGUUCGACUUUUAUCUACACUCUCACAUCGCGCUGCAGGGCACCUCUCGCCCAGUUCAUUACACCAUUCUUCAUGAUGAUGCUAAGCACAAACCUGAGGUCAUUCAAAACAUGAUCUAUGAGCACUGUUAUCAAUACAUGCGGUCGACUACCUCGGUCUCGCUGCACCCGGCCGUUUAUUACGCCCAUCUGGCGUCUAACCGCGCCAGGACUCAUGAAGAUAUUCCAGCCGGCAUGGGUCCUCAGGGUGGUCCAGGUUUCAAGCAAGGUCCACACCAAACCCACUCCGAACCGGUCAAGCCACUGAUCCCCAUGUUCGCUAAACAUGGUAUUGACCAUACCAUGUGGUAUAUCUAGCAACACCUCUGGUAGCAGACACCUCUGCCGAGGUUGCAAGUUUUCUUUCUCAGUUUCUCUUUCAAUCGCCCCGGCAUGGAGGUUUGUCUCACUGCCUCGCUGCCUUGGCGACAGUGUGAGGUUUUCAGACGUCGACAAGCAGUUGAAGUCUCUGCUCUCACCAAAAGACGAGGCUCUACUCAAUGGGUCAAGUUGUAUUGCAUGAAUUUUUACCGCAAUUGGAAGUACAAUUAUACGAAAAGAAAAAAGGAGAAAAAAAAGGGCCACCGACAAUGCGAAACUCAUCCACGCCUCCAUGGGUGGUUAUGGGCUUCGUGGUCUGUGGACAACCAUCCUACAGCGUGCUUUGACAUCAGCUGGCUGGAUGGUCAACUCAAGUAGUUUAGCUCAAAUAUGACACUCAUUAGCCAA
Exophiala mesophila is the source of this 4145-nucleotide messenger RNA. RefSeq lists its product as uncharacterized. Gene Ontology annotation, molecular function: RNA binding; protein binding. The coding region runs from base 732 to 3734 and encodes 1000 amino acids. The transcript has 3 exons. The record is from RefSeq and is a predicted model, not a curated record. Lineage: Eukaryota; Fungi; Ascomycota; Eurotiomycetes; Chaetothyriales; Herpotrichiellaceae.